This is a messenger RNA of Stegastes partitus (bicolor damselfish), 5209 nucleotides long. Its product is annotated as kalirin-like. The record is from RefSeq and is a predicted model, not a curated record. Gene Ontology annotation, cellular component: cytoplasm; extrinsic component of membrane. Gene Ontology annotation, biological process: axon guidance. The transcript is spliced from 40 exons. Gene Ontology annotation, molecular function: protein binding; guanyl-nucleotide exchange factor activity. The annotation marks the transcript as partial. NCBI's taxonomy places the organism in Eukaryota, Metazoa, Chordata, Actinopteri, Pomacentridae.
AUGAAUCCGGUGGACGGAGGAGGAGAACCGGGCCCGGACGGCCUGGCGACGGCAGGUUGUGGCAAAGCCGAGUGUGUCCGGGCGGUCGAUGUUCUGACGGUGCUCAGAGAGAAAGUGGCCUUUGUGUCGGGCGGACGGGACAAACGAGGCGGACCAAUCCUGACCUUCCCUGCCAGGACCAAUCACGAUCGAAUAAAACAGGAGGACCUCAGCCGACUGGUCACUUACCUGUCGACCAUACCCAGCGAGGACGUGCGUGCUCGUGGCUUCACCGUGGUGGUGGACAUGCGCGGCAGUAAGUGGGACAGCGUGAAGCCGGUGCUGCGAACGCUGCAGGAGUCAUUUUCCUCCAACAUCCACACAGCGCUGCUCAUCAAACCCGACACCUUCUGGCAGAAACAUAAGACCAACCUGGGCAGCGCCAAGCUCAGCUUCGAGACCAGCCUGGUGUCGGUGGAGGGUCUGUCCCGGCUCGUCGACCCCUCACAGCUGACCUCCGACCUCGGCGGCUCGCUGGAGUAUGACCAUGUGGAGUGGACCGAGCUGCGUCUGGGCCUGGAGGAAUUCUCAGGCGCCGCCACGCAGCUGCUGGCCCAGCUGGAGCAGCUGGAGGCUGGGCUGAACCGCAUACCAGAACCACAGGACGUCGACGAGGCCCGCAAACUGCUCGAGGAACACGGUCGCCUCCGUAACACCAUCGCCACCGCACCAGUCGACGCUCUCGACCGAGAGGGGCGGAGCUUACUCCAGCGCAUGCGCCUCGGCCCCUCACACGGCGACGCCUCCAACGAAGGCGGCGGUGGUGGCGGCAGCCAUGGCAGCUGGCUGUCGGGCGGGGCGGACUUCCAGAGCGUGGCGCCCAAGGUUUCGUCUCUGCUGGACCGGCUGCAGGCGGCUCGCAGCCACCUGCUGCAGAGCUGGAGCGACAGGAAGCUGCACCUGGACCAGGCGCUGCAGCUGCACCUGUUUGAGCAGGACGCCACCAAGAUGUCCGAAUGGAUCGCUCACAGUAAGGAACUGUUCAUGCAGAGUCUGGCGGAGGUUGGUCAGAACCACCAGCAUGCCGUCGACCUCCAGACACAACACCAGCACUUCACCGCCAACUGCAUGAACGGCAGCGUGAACGUGGACAGCGUGGUUACCGUGGCAGCGAGGCUCGCAGAGGCUGGUCACUAUGGUGCGGAGAGGAUCGCCAUGGUGUCGUCGCGGUUACAGGAAGACUGGAAGUCCCUGACGACAGCGCUGGAGGAGCGCAGCAACACUCUCGCCAUGGCAACUGGUUUCCACCAGGGGGCAGAACAGUUCCUGCUCCGGGUCGAGGGCUGGGUCCAGGUGUGCUCCGAAGGGUCGUUGCCGUCGGCGACAGCAGAGCUGGAAGCUGCAGUUAAAAAACACCAGGAGCUCAACGAGGAGAUCUCUGCCAACUACACACAGGUCAGUGAGAGCGGUAAAGCCUUAUUGGACGUCCUCCAGCGUUGCCCGGCGACUGAGUCUGACGACUCGGCCGCCAAACCAGACUUCACCGCCGCCACGCACGGCAUCAUGGGAGUGCUACACCAGGUGUUGCAGGGUCAUCACGAGGUGGAGGGGGCGUGGCAGCACCGUAAGCUCCGCCUCCACCAGCGCCUGCAGCUGUGCGUGUUUCAACAAGACGUCAGACAGGUGUUGGACUGGGUGGAGCAGCACGGCGAGGUCUUCCUGAACAAACACAGCGGCGUCGGGAAGUCGCUGCACCGAGCGCGAGCGCUGCAGAAACGUCACGACGACUUCCAGCAGGUGGCGCAGAACACGUACACGAACGCAGAGAAGCUGCUGGAGGCGGCCGACCAGCUGGCUCAGUCCGGAGAGUGUGAAGAGGAGGAGAUCUACCAGGCGGCCCGAGACCUGGAGCUCCGCAUGCAGGCCUUCAUCCAGCGGGUUGAACAGAGGAAGCUGCUGUUAGAUCUCGCUGUGUCCUUCUACACACACACAAAGGAGCUCUCCGUGUGGAUGGAGGGCCUCCAGAAGCAGCUCUCCUCGGACCUCCUCGUCUGCCCGGACACCGUGGAGGCGCUGCAGGCUCUGAUCAGCCAGCAGCAGCAGCAGCAGGCAAACACUCAGGAAGCUGCGAUGAGCGUCAUCCGGGAGGGAGAAGACCUCAUCCUCCAGCUCAGGCCCCAGGGCAGCUCGGUGGCCCACGUGGAGUCAGUGCUGCAGCAGCUGGAGGAGUCCCACGUUCAGCUGGAGGAGCUUUUCCACCAGAGGAAGAUCCGCCUGGACGUCUACUUGCAGCUCCGCAUCCUGCAGCAGUGCACGCUGGAGGUAACCGGGGAAAUAGACGCCUGGAAACAAGACCUCCAGAAACAGUCCCAGGACUUUUCCACCGAGAAGCUAGCAUCGCCACGGCUCGCUGACACCAACCAGGACAAGAUGGCCCAGGACAAGCUAGCACUGAGCCAGUCACGGCUAGUGGAGGCUAGCCCCGAGGCGCUAACGCUAGCACAGCAGCGUAUUCACAGGCACAUGGAGCGGAGGCUGGCUAUGAACAACAUGAUUUAUGAGGUCAUCCAGCAGGGUCACGACCUCCAGCAGUACAUCACCGAGGUCCAGGCGUCAGGUAUCGAGCUGUCGGAGGCCGAGGGAGGAAUCUCCGCUCAGGUGGACGAGCUGCAGCGCCUCCUGCAGGACAAGCAGAAGGAGCUGCAGCAGAUCGCCGACCACACGCACACACACCUGGAGCAGAACCUGCAGCUGAGACACCUGCAGAGCCAGGUCAAACAGGUGCUGGGCUGGAUCUCCGAGGGAGAGGUGAUGCUGUCGUCCUGCAUGUUGAACUCCAGCUGCCUGUCCGAAGCCGAGCAGCUGCAGCGGGAACACGAGCGCCUCCAGCAGGCCAUCGAGGCUCUUCUUCAUGCUGACUCGUUGCAGAGGACCCACCAGGUGGCGCUGGCUCUGCAGCAGAGAGCCGAGCUGCUAGUCCGGUCAGGACACUACGAUCCAGAUGCAGUGAGGUCUUGUGCCCAGACGGUGGCGCUGCACUGGCAGACGCUGAUGCUGAGGAUUGAAGACAGGCUCAAACUGGUCAAUGCAUCCGCCGCCUUCUACAGGACAUCGCAGCAGGUGUGCGGUGUCCUGGAGAGUCUGGAGCAGGAGUACCGGCGGGAGGAGGACUGGUGUGGAGGAGGCGACCGGCAGCCGGAGCAGCUGCUGCCGCUCAUCAACAAACACAUGGAGCAGAAGGAGGCUUUCCUGAAGGCCUGCACUCUGGCCAGACGCAACGCCGAAGUUUUCCUCAAGUACAUCCACCGCAACAGCGUUACCAUGGCGAACAUCUCCGGCCACAGCGUCACUGUCUCCGGGGUAACGGAGGUGACCGGCCACUCCAGGGUUCCAGAGCAGCAGGUCAAAGGAAUCCUCAGCGAGCUGCUGCAGCGGGAAAACAGAGUCCUGCAUUUCUGGACGCUUAAGAAACGUCGACUGGACCAGUGUCAGCAGUACUUGAUGUUCCAGAGCCACGCCCAGCAGGCUCUGGAUUGGCUGCAGCAGUCAGGUGACCACUACCUAGCAACACACACGUCGCCGGGGGCAACAGUCGCUGAGACGCAAGAACUGCUGAACCAACACAGAGAGUUCUGUGUUUCUGCAAAGCACACCCAGGAGAAGGUUCACCUGCUGAUCCAGCUGGCUGAGAGCAUGCUGGCUAAAGGCCACGCCCACCGCACCGAGCUGCGCCGCUGCGUGUCCACGGUGGACAAACGUUACCGCGACUUCACCGUCCGGAUGGGCCAGUACCGCCACCUGCUGGAGACGGCGCUGGGGGGCUGCUCGCAGGACAACAAGGACCUGGAGCUGGAGCUCAUCCCCAACAGUCUGUCCGACUCCGACCCAGAGGUCAACCUGUCCGACCCCAGCCACCAGGUCAGCGACGAGAAGAGACGCUCCGCCCGCAAGAAAGAGUACAUCAUGGCCGAGCUCCUCCAGACCGAGAGAGUCUACGUCAGAGAUCUGCAGGAGUGUAUCGAGACGUACCUGUGGGAGAUGACGAGCGGCUCGGAGGACGUCCCACCUGGUCUGGCCAACAAGGACGACAUCGUGUUCGGAAACAUCCAGGACAUCUACGAGUUCCACAACAGUAUUUUCCUGAAGGAGCUGGAAAACUACGAGCAGCUUCCCGAGGACGUGGGCCACUGCUUCGUUACCUGGGCGGAUAAGUUCCACAUGUACGUGACGUACUGCCGGAACAAACCCGACUCCAGCUUACUGAUCCAGCAGCACGGCGUCGGGUUCUUCGAGGAGGUCCAGAGGAGACACGGUUUGGCCAACUCCAUCUCCUCGGCUCUGAUCAAACCCGUCCAGAGGAUCACCAAAUACCAGCUGCUGCUCAAGGAGCUGCUGGCCUGCUGCGAGGAGGGAAAAGGCGAGAUCAAGGAAGGCCUCGACGUGAUGCUGAGCGUCCCCAAGAGAGCUAACGACGCUAUGCACGUUAGCAUGCUGGAAGGUCUGGAGGAGGGUCUGGAGGUGCAGGGCGAGCUCCUCCUGCAGGACUCCUUCCUGGUCUGGGAGCCCAAGUCGCUGAUCCGAAAGGGGCGGGACCGACACCUCUUCCUGUUCGAGCUGUCACUCAUCUUCAGCAAAGAGAUCAAAGACUCGUCUGGACGAACCAAAUACCUGUACAAGAGCAGGCUGAGGACCUCGGAGCUGGGCGUGACGGAGCACAUCGAGGGCGACCCCUGCAAGUUCGCUCUGUGGGUCGGACGGACGCCCACCUCCGACAACAAGACCGUCCUGAAGGCGUCGUCUCUGGAGCUGAAGCAGGAGUGGGUUCGCAGCAUCCGCCAGGUGAUCCAGGAGAGGCGGGGCCACCUGCGGGGGGCGCUGCGGGAGCCCAUCCCCCUCCCGAAGACGCCGAACCCGACGUUGGGUCGGCAGCGGAGCAUCACGCGCAGGGAGACGAGCGAAGACGCCGACAGCCUCGGCGAUGCCAGCAGCCAACCCGACACCGUGUCCAUCGCCUCCCGGACGUCGCAGAACACCGCCGACAGCGACAAGGAGGGCCUGCUGCCGAUGAGCGCCCUCUGCCUGUCACACUCCCACAGUGCGGCCGACAUGGAGGGCCUGGUUCCAGCCUCCACCACGGCCUCCAGCACCUCCUCCACCACCACCACCUCCUCCUCCUGCAACUCCUCCUCCACCACCACCACCUCCAACUCCUCGUCCAGCACCGGCAGGG